This is a messenger RNA of Helobdella robusta, 312 nucleotides long. RefSeq lists its product as hypothetical. Bases 1 to 312 code for a protein of 103 amino acids. Lineage: Eukaryota; Metazoa; Annelida; Clitellata; Rhynchobdellida; Glossiphoniidae. The record is from RefSeq and is a predicted model, not a curated record. The transcript has 2 exons.
AUGCCAGUGAGGCGUGGCCACAUAGCUCCCCAGAAUACAUUCAUCGACACCAUCAUCAAAAAAUUUGACGGGCAAAAUCGGAAUUUUUUAAUAGCCAACGCCCAAGUGGAUGGGAAACCAAUUAUAUACUGUAACGAUGGAUUCUGUGAAUUGUCUGGCUACAGUAGGGCUGAAGUUAUGCAGAAAUCGUGUACUUGCGACUUUCUUUACGGUCCCCUGACUGCUGUCAACUCAAUAAAAAAGAUGUUGGAAGCUCUGGCGGGCACAGAUGAAAGACAAAUCGAAGUUUUUCUUUAUAGAAAGAAUGGUUAG